Podarcis raffonei (Aeolian wall lizard) is the source of this 1036-nucleotide messenger RNA. RefSeq names its product carbonic anhydrase 2-like. The transcript is spliced from 7 exons. Gene Ontology annotation, molecular function: zinc ion binding; carbonate dehydratase activity. Gene Ontology annotation, cellular component: cytoplasm. The coding region runs from base 228 to 1004 and encodes 258 amino acids. The record is from RefSeq and is a predicted model, not a curated record. NCBI's taxonomy places the organism in Eukaryota, Metazoa, Chordata, Lepidosauria, Squamata, Lacertidae.
CCUCUUGCUGCUGCUCGUGCUCCUCCCUCGCUCACCUCAGCGAUGUCCGCGAGGGGCAUGGAGUUGGCCGGAGCCUAUAAAAGCCCCUGACAAGAACCCCAGCGCCACCGCCAGCACCGGCAAGCGAGAGCAAGGCGGCACACAGCGCGCGAGCGGCGGCAGCAGCAGCACGAGCCACAGCAGACGAGGAGGAGGAACCCGGGCGCCGCUGAGCCAUCACCAUCACCAUGUCUUGGGGUUACGGCAAGGACAACGGACCUGCUCACUGGCAUGAGAACUUCCCCAUUGCCAAUGGAGAGCGGCAGUCCCCAAUCAACAUCCAGCCGAAGUCUGCCAAGUAUGAUGCCUCCUUGAAGUCCCUGAAUAUCAGUUAUGACCCAUCUGCAGCCAAAAACAUAGUGAACAAUGGGCAUUCCUUCAACGUGGAGUUUGAUGACUCUGGUGACAAAUGCGUGCUGAAAGGUGGUCCAGUUGAGGGAACUUACAAGCUGCUUCAGUUCCACAUUCAUUGGGGUUCCUGUGAAGGCCAAGGCUCUGAACACACUGUGGAUGGGGUGAAAUAUGACGCUGAGCUUCAUUUGGUUCAUUGGAACACAAAGUAUGGUAGCUCUGGUGAAGCUGUGAAACAUCCCGAUGGUCUGGCUGUUGUGGGCGUGUUUUUGAAGGUAGGAAGUGCCUGUCCUGGAAUACAGAAAGUUGUUGAUGCGCUGGACACCAUUAAACACAAGGGCAAACAGGCUGCCUUCACAAACUUUGAUCCAACCGGUCUGCUUCCUGCCUCCCGUGAUUUCUGGACCUACCCAGGAUCACUGACCACUCCUCCUCUGCUUGAAUGUGUCACCUGGAUUGUUCUGAAGGAGCCCGUGACUGUCAGCAAGGAACAGAUGGACAAGCUCCGCUGCCUUUGCUUCAGUUGCGAGGGCGAGUCCCACUGUGCCAUGGUGGACAACUGGCGCCCUUGCCAGCCCUUGAAGACCAGGGAAGUUAGAGCCUCAUUCCAAUAAGCUGUGCCCAUUAAACAUUGCUGUGUCCUUGA